AUGGAGGACAGGAGGCCUCAGCUCAUGUCUGACUCCACAGCACUGGGACCAGAGAAAUUCCAGGAAGGGAAAAAGGCUGCCUGUGGACUGGGAGGUAAGAAGCGGCCAGCAGAGCCCCGGGCUGGGAUAGGAGCCACAAGGUCUCAGGCUUUGCAGACAAAUGGAACUCAACCAUUAAGCAAAACAUGGGAACUCAGUUUAUAUGAAUUACAACAAACAUCUCAGGAGGCAAUAACAGAUGACUUGGAGAUUGUGGUUUCUCCCAGAAGUCUACACAGUGAAUUAAUGUGCCCAAUUUGUUUGGAUAUGUUGAAGAACACCAUGACUACAAAGGAGUGUUUGCAUCGUUUUUGUGCAGAUUGUAUAAUCACAGCCCUUAGAAGUGGCAACAAAGAAUGUCCUACUUGUCAGAAAAAGCUAGUUUCCAAAAGAUCACUAAGGCCAGAUACAAACUUUGAUGCACUCAUCAGCAAAAUUUAUCCAAGUCAUGAUGAGUAUGAAGCUCAUCAAGAGAGAGUAUUAGCCAGGAUCAAUAAGCACAAUAGUCAACAGGCACUCAGUCACAGCAUUGAGGAAGGACUGAAGAUACAGGCCAUGAACAGAUUACAGUGAGGCAAGGAACAGCAGAUUGAAAAUGGCAGUGGAACAGAAGAUAAUGGUGACAGUUCACAUUGUAGUAAUGCAUCCACACAUAGAAAUCAGGAAACAGGCCCUAGUAACAAAUGGACCAAAACAUCUGAUGAUUCUGGGCUUGAACUUGAUAAUAACAAUGCAACAGUGGCAAUUGAUCCAGUAAUUUAA
This is a messenger RNA of Ictidomys tridecemlineatus (thirteen-lined ground squirrel), 801 nucleotides long. NCBI's taxonomy places the organism in Eukaryota, Metazoa, Chordata, Mammalia, Rodentia, Sciuridae. The record is from RefSeq and is a predicted model, not a curated record.